Molecule: messenger RNA, 2107 nt
Organism: Serinus canaria (Common canary)
Lineage: Eukaryota; Metazoa; Chordata; Aves; Passeriformes; Fringillidae
Gene: NCBP2
Product: nuclear cap binding protein subunit 2
Exons: 4
Coding region: 130-603 (157 amino acids)
Biological process (GO): mRNA cis splicing, via spliceosome
Cellular component (GO): nuclear cap binding complex
Molecular function (GO): RNA cap binding
Source: RefSeq, a predicted model, not a curated record
CGGCGACCGCAGGACGCGGUAAGGCGGCGAGGCGUGGUGAGGGCAGCGUGGUGUCGGGCCGUCCUGUGCUAGGCACGGCCGGGCCGGGCCGUGCGGGGUUGGGUUGGUCUCGUCUCGGCCGCCGCCGCCAUGAGUUUCGGCGGCACCCUGAGCAUCCUGCGCAGCGACUCCUACGCCGAACUCAGCCAGUACCGGGACCAACACUUCCGGGGGACGCGGUACGACCAGGAGCGGCUGCUGAGGAAGAGCUGCACGCUCUAUGUGGGAAACCUCUCCUUCUACACCACGGAGGAGCAGAUCCACGAGCUCUUCGGCAAAAGCGGCGACAUUAAAAAGGUCAUCAUGGGGCUGGACAAAGUGAAGAAAACCGCCUGCGGCUUCUGCUUCGUGGAGUAUUAUGCCAGAGGAGAUGCUGAAAAUGCAAUGCGCUACAUCAACGGGACCAGACUGGAUGACAGAAUCAUAAGGACAGAUUGGGAUGCAGGGUUUAAGGAGGGUAGGCAGUAUGGCCGUGGACGAUCAGGGGGGCAGGUCCGAGAUGAGUAUCGGCAAGAUUAUGAUGCUGGAAGAGGUGGCUAUGGCAAAACUGUUCAGUGCCAGUGACUCCUCAGCCUCACAAGAGAACCAAAUCUGCAUAGUAAAUGUCCCCAGGCACAAAGUAGGUCUUUUACACACAGUUCACUGAAACUCCUGUCCAAGUUCCUGUGAGCACAUCCUCUGUUCAAUACCUCUUUGUUUUAAUACCAGGAUCCAAAGCAUUGCAGAGGACCUGGGGGGAAGGCUUUAAGCAUUAGAAUGCUGAGGCUUUGGUCUCAAAAUGCUGCUAUAACUUACUGAAAGGAACAAAGAUAUAAUGUUAUGGUGCUUUUUUUGUUCUCUGGCAAAACUUGAUUAUUCUACUGGGUUUUGUUUACAUUGGGAUCACAGGGUGGAGGACAGUGAAAAGGAUGAUUGGUGGGGGUUUCACAAAGGAAAGCAGAAGGCAAAAAGCCUGAAAAGGAAGUGGAAUUUGUAAGGAAAUAUUUCAAUUUCUAGAGAAGACUUUUAAUUUGCAGAUUUUCUGGCAUUACUGGAUUAGCAUCCUUUUCCAUUUAUGCUGUUCCUAGAAGGUUUACAUGAACAGCCAUAAUAAAACAGAUUAGAUUGAGUUCAGGAGUCAUGAAGUGAGAAGCAGAGAGCAGGAAACAGACCUCUGCUGUCUUCUGCAAAGUACAGUUGUGAUUGCAUGACAGAGAAGAGCAAAUACAAGAAUUACAGUACUGUUAUUUCACAGUUUGAGUAUUAAUAUUUUGCCCCAUCUGGUAGAUCUCUACAGCCUUCAUAUUUGAGGGCUUAAUAUUUGAGCCCUUACAGGGCUGUGCCUGUAAGGGUUGCAUGAAGCCAAGUUACCCCCUAAAUAGGAUGUUUGAGGAAUUGGGUUUAUGAGAAAGUUUCUUCCCAAAACAGGUUUUCUAUUUUAGAAACUUGAUUUCAGACAACUUAAAAAUAGAAAUAAAAGAGUUUUGCGAGGAGUUUUGCUGUCUACCGAGCAUGUGAUAAGAAUGGUAAAAGGAUUUCAGAAUUGUGUAGCUUGUUGUAUUUUGGUUUUUCUCUUUCCCUGCUGGAUCCUAUUCAUACUGCUUGUUGAUGUGUUGGAAUUUUGAUGGACUUCUGAGUUCCAUGUAAAUGGCAAUUACUGAAGUUUUGUGCAAACACCUUGUUGUCCAUGACUCCUCAUAAACUGUCAAAGGUGUACAAAAGUUGAGCUUAACUUCCUGAAGGUAUUGUAGGAAAUUUUGAUGUUUCUUGUUUACAGUUAAUCACAACUGUUAGUGUAAAUUUGAAGACAAGUGAGAUUGAACAACUCCUUACUUAGGAAGUGUGAGUUUGAGGGUUUUUGGCAUGUCAAGUAAAACUAGACUUUUGGGAUUACUUGGUGCUGGUCUGCAAAUAAGCUUUGAACAAAAUUACCUUUUCCAAUAUAAUACAUUUGACUAUGAGUUUAUAGCCUGUCAUCUACUCUAGAACACUGCUGAAGUUUAUUUUUCAUUGUAUCAAGUUUGUAUAAAAAAUAUGUUACCAAAAAUUGUAAAGUCACUUUCUUUUAAAUAAAGCUGCAACAUUAAAA